Lineus longissimus is the source of this 3815-nucleotide messenger RNA. Its product is annotated as mucin-2-like. Bases 826 to 2709 code for a protein of 627 amino acids. The transcript has 6 exons. NCBI's taxonomy places the organism in Eukaryota, Metazoa, Nemertea, Pilidiophora, Heteronemertea, Lineidae. The record is from RefSeq and is a predicted model, not a curated record.
GCACUCUCGCCAAGUCCCUAGGUAGACCCCGGGAUUCAAAUUAUGACCUUUGACGAGAGGUUUUAGGCGCUCUGAACCAAUGAUGGUCGGUGUUUUUCGCGACGUCACAGAAUGAUCUCCUGUGACCGUAGGUCAAGAUUUAUCAUCAACGAUCCAAGAGCCCAUUUCACUCGAUGCGGCUAACGACGCUAGACGUUCAGGAGGAUCGACUAUCUUUUUUCCGCACUUUCAAAGUUGGAAUAAUUUUUACCCUUGGCUUAAAUCUGGCUGGAUGUGAUGAUCCAGAUGUAGUUGUUUUCGAAGAACUGAUAUAAAGGCAGCGACAUGGAUCUGUGGAUUAUUGGACGAGAUAAACGAAAUUUGGUAGGUCUUUACGUUUCUCUCUCAUGAAAAGUGUCUAAUUUUUCUAUUUCCAAAUGAUGAUUACCAAUAAGCGGGAAACAUGUUUAAAUGUCUCAAAAGAACAUCUACCACAUGGAACCAAUUCAUUGUUAAACAUAUUUAAAAAUGGCAACACUCACUGUUAAUUGCUCUCCGCACUUAUUAUAACUGAUCUCGUACACGCACGGAAAUGAGUCUUGUUUCGAGUAGUAUGUUUUUAGUAACUGGGGCAAUGACACAACCAUUAGUCCAUCCGUAGAAUGUAAAAACGUUACAAGCACUCCUGGUCAUUUGGUCACCGUGAACCCAACAGAGUUGAGUGAAAAUUCUACAGAUAUCUCGGAAAAUACAACCACUGCAUCGUACAAUGUGACGGAUGUUUCCACAAGUACGACCAACGAGGCGACAUCUGCCGCUCAAACUGCAAACUCCGCGACCACUCCCAUGGAUGAAACUACCUCCAGGGCGGUGGAUGGAGACGGAGCGACGACUACUUCAGCCAACACAACUGAUGAUGAUAUACAAACAGCAAUCCCGCCCGAAAGAGAUCAUGGCAGCCCCGCACCCGGAGCCAAUUUCAGCACUGACAGUGAUUUGUUACCACGUCACACAGCAGAUGGCGCGAACGUCAGCUGGACGCGAAACAACACCGGCUUUCCCACCGCAGAUGUGGGAGGGGAGGAGAGUGCGUUUGGAACUGGUCCAAACACAACAACACUUGGAGAAGCGUGGAACAUAACAGAGCCUCCUUUUGAAUUCGAAUGGGGCAAUGACACAACCAUUAGUCCAUCCGUAGAAAGUAAAAACGUUACAAGCACUCCUGGUCAUUUGGUCACCGUGACCCCAACAGAGUUGAGUGAAAAUUCUACAGAUAUCUCGGAAAAUACAACCACUGCAUCGUACAAUGUGACGGAUGUUUCCACAAGUACGACCAACGAGGCGACAUCUGCCGCUCAAACUGCAAACCCCGCGACCACUCCCAUGGAUGAAACUACCUCCAGGGCGGUGGAUGGAGACGGAGCGACGACUACUUCAGCCAACACAACUGAUGAUGAUAUACAAACAGCAAUCCCGCCCGAAAGAGAUCAUGGCAGCCCCGCACCGGGAUCCAAUUUCAGCAAUGACAGUGAUUUGAUACCGCGUCCCACAGCAGAUGGCGCGAACGUCAGCUGGACGCAAAACAACACCGGCUUUCCUACCGCAGAUGUGGGAGGGGAGGAGAGUGCGUUUGGAACUGGUCCAAACACAACAACACUUGGAGAAGCAUGGAACAUAACAGAGCCUCCUUUUGAAUUCGAAUGGGGCAAUGACACAACCAUUAGUCCAUCCGUAGAAAGUAAAAACGUUACAAGCACUCCUGGUCAUUCGGUCACCGAGACCCCAACAGAGUUGAGUGAAAAUUCUACGACCAGUACGACCAACGAGGCGACAUCUGCCGCUCAAACUGCGAAUCCCGCGACCACGUCCAUGGAUGAAACUACCUCCAGGCCGGUUGAUGGAGGCGGAACGACGACUACUUCAGCCAACACAACUGAUGAUGAUAUACAAACAGCAAUCCCGCCCGAAAGAGAUCAUGGCAGCCCCGCACCCGGAGCCGAUUUCAGCACUGACAGUGAUUUGAUACCACGUCACACAGCAGAUGGCGCGAACGUCAGCUGGACGCAAAACAACACCGGCUUUCCUACCCCAGAUGUGGGAGGGGAGGAGAGUGCGCAUGGAACUGGUCCAAACACAACAACACUUGGAGAAGCAUGGAACAUAACAGAGCCUCCUUUUGAAUUCGAAUGGGGCAAUGACACAACCAUUAGUCCAUCCGUAGAAAGUAAAAACGUUACAAGCACUCCUGGUCAUUUGGUCACCGUGACCCCAACAGAGUUGAGUGAAAAUUCUACAGAUAUCUCGGAAAAUACAACCACUGCAUCGUACAAUGUGACGGAUGUUUCCACAAGUACGACCAACGCAGCGACAUCUGCCGCUCAAACUGCAAACCCCGCGACCACUCCCAUGGAUGAAACUACCUCCAGGGCGUUGGAUGGAGACGGAACGACGACUACUUCAGCCAACACAACUGAUGAUGAUAUACAAGCAGCAAUCCCACCCGAAAGAGGUCAUGCGCUCCUUGUUAUUGUUAUAGCCGUCAUCAUCCCAGCGCUCCUCAUCAUCACAGUUGCAAGUAUCAUUAUCGUUAGGCGGCGAGUUAAGAGCACGUACUCGGUUCAGGAUGCGGUGGUUGAUAGUCAGAUGAGGGUCAUCAGGUCCAACAAGGACGAUGCAGACUGGGAGUUACAGAUGAGGACCCAGUCCUAUUAUGGCCGCACAGAUCCUUAACUCUUAAGGGACUGGGAGUUACAGAUGAGAGCCCAGUCCUAUUAUGGCCGCACAGAUCCUAAACUCUUAAGGGACUGGGAGUUACAGAUGAGAUCCUAGUCCUAUUAUGGCCGCACAGAUCCUUGACUCCUUAGGGACUUGGAGUUACAGAUGAGGACCCAGUCCUAUUAUGGCCGCACAGAUCCUUAACUCGUAAGGGACUGGGAGUUACAGAUGAGGACCCAGUCCUAUUAUGGCCGCACAGAUCCUUAACUCGUAAGGGACUGGGAGUUACAGAUGAGGACCCAGUCCUAUUAUGGCCGCACAGAUCCUUAACUCUUAAGGGACUGGGAGUUACAUAUGAGGACCCAGUCCUAUUAUGGCCGCACAUAUCCUUAACUCUUAAGGGACUGGGAGUUACAGAUGAGGGCCCAUUCCUAUGUUUUAUGUUUCCAGUUUUAUGUUGAAUUGAAUCUGUAAUGUAAUGUACCAUAUCGAUAAAUUGUGUAAUUCGUGAAUAGAACAGACUGUGGUCAAAGGGUCACACCGUGGGACUCUUGUAUUAGUAUGUACAAAAUAUGCAUAGAUCAUGUGGAAAAGUUGCACUGAAGACAACCAAUGGUAAAAGAGGACCUGUGUGCAUAAUAGCAUUCCGCGAAGUUACUAUUUAUAGCUCACAAGGUCAUUUGCAUAAGAUAUUGAUGACGUUUUAGUCACGUGACAGUCGGACAUCGACACUUAUUUCUACGCAUUUGAGCUUAUUUCAAAGUCAAUUAUCUUUGACCCUGCAUUGUUUUUAGCAUGAAUGAUACCAUAGAGUCAGAGAGAGAAAUAUUCAGAACAAUCAUGUAGUAUUUCCAACACUCGGACAUGUGCCAGAUUGAAUCUAACUGCCCUUGUUAGAAAGCCUGAAUCCAUUACGAAACCGCAUGUUUGUCCGACAUUGCCUGUACUUCAGCGAUGGGGAAAUAGAGGGCAGGAGCUGCAGUGACGUCAUCUUCGCGGAAUGCUAUUGUAGGCCUAUAGUCGAUAUAACACACGUAAUAAUCACCCGGAGUCAAAUAUCCAUUCGGAAGUUGAUACAUACUCGAUUUACAAUCAUGUACAACAAACACUAGAAAUGAUCA